Medioppia subpectinata is the source of this 438-nucleotide messenger RNA. The record is from the annotation of a GenBank genome assembly. Lineage: Eukaryota; Metazoa; Arthropoda; Arachnida; Sarcoptiformes; Oppiidae.
AUGAUUAUUGGCAAAAAACGAAAGACUUCACGUAAAAUGCAAUCCAUAUUAAUAGACGUGGCGAUGAAUAUUCAGGUGAUUACACAAAACUAUAACAAUUCAAUACUGUAUGAGUUUGAAGAGAGUCUGGAGAAGGCAUCGAUGGAUGAAGUGGUGGAAAACUGGUGGCAAAAGUUUUUCAAUACAAAACAUUUGUUAGAAGACGUGUCGGUGAAAGAGAUUGUGUUUCGUUCGUUCGGAGCGUUUCUUUGUUUGUUGAUUGUGUUGACAACACUUGUGGGCAAUAUUCUGGUCAUCGUUGUUGUGACCAGAUUUCAUCGCAUGAGAACCGUUACCAAUAUAUUGCUGGCCAGUCUGGCGUUCAGUGAUAUAACUGUGGCCUGUCUUCAAGUAUUCUUCAUCUCUGUUGUGUCGCCAUUGAUAGAGCAGUUGUGUUAG